AUGGUAAUUCUACCUUCUUCUGUUACUGGUAGUCCCCGACACAUGCAUGAAUACACCCUGGAUGCAAUGACAUUUGUGCGUAACUAUGGUCGACCAGAUUUGUUCAUUACAUUUACGUGCAAUCCGGCUUGGUCAGAAAUAAAGGAGACACUAUUAGAUGAACAGAAACCAACUGACCGUCAUGACAUACUGGCACGUGUUUUUAAGAGAAAACUGGCAAAAAUGAUAGAAGUAAUCACAAAAUCGCAAAUCUUUGGUGAAACUAGAUGCUGGAUGUACAACAUUGAAUGGCAAAAGCGGGGCCUUCCACACUCCCACAUUCUCAUUUGGCUCAAAAAUAAAAUAAAACCCACUGACGUCGAUAGCAUCAUCAGUGCUGAGAUUCCGAACCCUCAAGAAGAUCCUCUACUUUUUGAUAUCGUGACAAAGAAUAUGAUCUAUGGUCCGUGUGGAGGUUUUAACAGUAUCUCACCCUGCAUGAUAGAAGGAAAAUGUUCCAAAAAAUUUCCAAGAAGAUUAAUUCAAGAAACGCAAUCAAGUGAAGAUGGAUAUCCAUUGUACAGGAGAAGGAAGCCAGGAGAUGGAGGAUACACCGCGAAAAUCAAGAAACUAAAUGGAAAUAUUUGGCAGGAAAUAAUAAUUGACAACAGAUGGGUUGUUUUGUGCUCACAUUAA
This is a messenger RNA of Biomphalaria glabrata, 675 nucleotides long. RefSeq lists its product as uncharacterized. The record is from RefSeq and is a predicted model, not a curated record. Bases 1 to 675 code for a protein of 224 amino acids. Lineage: Eukaryota; Metazoa; Mollusca; Gastropoda; Planorbidae. The transcript has a single exon.